UGAAAAAAAGCCACAAGGAAUAUUAGCGCCCAAGGGGGUCACCGUACAUCUAUUAAAAGCAGAUGCUUGGCACUAGGCGGGGUCUCGUUGACGAGCCAGCCCCUGAAACCGACCCUUCAACUCGCCCAGAUGCAUACUUUUGCAAAUCAUCACUAGUUAAUCUUGAGGUUUUAUUAAAUUUGAUGCCCACUUUGUCUGCUCUGCUGUGAGAUCGUUUCUCUAUAAAUCAAUUUUGUUCAGUUUCUCUUGUGCAGCAGGAUUAUACCCCGACAGGAAACGAAACUCGCACUUCAAAUUAUGAUGUUUGGAUAAGAAGGGAGUGUCUCUAAUUGAGGAUCGAUUGAAGAACUGAUCCCCAAUACUUGCUCGUGUAUUGAUCGGCAAACUUUUCAAUGUCCGGUGUUCAAUAAGGAAGAAAUUAUGAACAUAGUUAAGGGAGUUGCAGGCUUACUCCGGAAGCCUUCAGGUGCUCAGGUGGGAGAAAGUCACGUGGCUCCACAAGUAGAAGACUUGUCAAAACCACCAUGGCCAGAAAUACAAUUUGGGAUAGAAGGUGAUGAAGCAGUCUUGGAGUUGGAAUGGGAGAAAUAUGAAAAUACAUUGGAUAAGGAAGAGAAAGAAAAUUCAUUGCAAGCCUUCCUUUCACACUUCCUUCAAGUAUUUGAAGAUUGGAGACCUGCUGAAUGGCAGAAUCAGACUUCUGAUGUAGCCACCCUAUCACUGCCCUCACGAGGCACCUCAUGCAAUGGAGAUUCCAUGAAAGGCUGUGCAACUGGUCAUCCAACAAGAGUUAUUCUGGCAUUAACACAAGAAAUGAAGAGCCUAAUUUCUUAUGUUAUGGAAUUGCAGUCAACUCCAGAUUCAACUGAUGCAUCCCCAAAUCCAUUGAAUAUGGAGAGAGGAUUGCGAUUACUGGAUGCUUUGAGAAUUUUAAUGCGUUCAGUACACAAUCAAUGGGUUUUUGGCUAUUAUGGAGGAUUACAAACACUUGUGGCUCUGAUGAAAGCUGCAGUGGUUCAGUUGAAAGCACUCAGUGGUGCCUUAUCAAUGGAAGAAGCAGUGCCAUAUUCAUUUUCAGUACAGAUGAGCUUCUUAAAGUGCCUACUUGCACAUGUUGUUUCAAUUGUUUCUAAUUUAGUUGAUGUAAAUUCUCAUCAUUCUGAGAAGGAUGACACAACCGGCAAAAAUGUAGAGCAAGCUAGAUUGAAAGAUGACGCAAAUGUUUUUGGAGCUAAUGCUUUAAAUGCCUUAGAAAGCCAAGGUUUAAACUCAAGAAGUGAUUUUUAUCUCAAGCAGAGGGCUACAAUACCAUUGAUGGAGACAGGGGGUCUUAACUGGCUUGUAGAGCUUUUACGAGUUUUAAGGAGAUCGCAGCUAAAGAAUCAAUUAAUGGAAAUGCCCCUAGAGCAAUUGACAUUAAGAACUCUAAAAUCAGCUUUGAUUGCAAAUCCACGUGCACAGAAUCACUUCAAAAGUAUUGGUGGCCUUCAAGUCUUAAUGGAUGGCCUUGGCAUAUCAACUACAAUGGGCGAGUUAGUAAAUCUAUCCAAAGGAUAUGAUCUCAGCUCUGUCAAAUGGGCAUUCAAAGACUUUCAGUUGCAGAUUCUAUCACUCGAGGUCUUAAAAGAGGCAGUAUAUGGAAAUUUGAAUAGCUUACAGUUUCUGUUUGAAAAUGAAGGAGUUACUAAAUUUUCUGACAUAAUUCGUUGGUCAGCAUUUGUACUUCCUGUGCUUGAGUUGCCAGAGUCUGAUAUAUUGGAGACUGGCCAAUUGAUUACAGGUUCUAAUGAUGACAGGGCUCUUUUCCCAGAAGGGUUUUUAACUGGUAGCUCAUCUGUAAGAUUUGACUUUUCAGAAGGUGCUAUGGAUGGUGACAAAUACAAUAUUAAUAAAUGGGGUUUUCAUGUUGCUCACUUGUGUAGAAUACUUUGCUCCUUUCUUGUUCCUUCUGGGAAUAUUGAUUCUCUGUCCAGUCAAUUUUUUAGUGGUCAAGGUUCUACAGGAGUAUCUUUUUCAUACUUGGAGCUUGCUACCAGGUGGAUUUUGAAGGUUUUGCUUUCAAUAUUCCCUGGAAAAUCUGUUUGCUCUCAUUGGGAGGAAAUGCUCAGAGAUCCGAGGAUGUUAUGCUGCAACUUGCAACAUUAUAUGCUGUAUGUGUUCAGAAAGAUUCUUGCUUCUUCACCAGCAUCCCUUAAAUUUUUUCGGGAAGGAAUUUGGGACAUGCUGUUCUCGGAAUAUUUCUUCUAUUUUAAGAUAGGCGCAGAAAGAAUUCCAUCUCAGACUAUUUCCGACUCUGAAGCUUCAAUAAAGGGAUUGCCUGCACAUUUUUUGGCAUCUAAACAAUCAGCUACUGAUUGUAGUUCCUCCAAAAAUGAUAAUUCAAAUAUGAUCCAUAUUGAAAUUCUUCAGAUGGAUGUGAUCUCAUUCGUUGAAUUUGCAGCAACAAUCAAUGUUUGCGACAAUAACAUGGCUGAGUGUUUAGCAUUAAUGGAUGCUCUUGAAAGGUCUGCCUGUCAUCCUGAAAUCGCAACCAUGCUGGUUAAGAGUCUUCAUCGUAUCCUACAACUUGCAGCAGACCCAACUGCUGCUUCUUUCAAGCAUUUAAAUGCAACUACACGGUUUUCAAAUGUGAUGUGUAAACAGAUGCAGGACUUUGCAAAAAUUGUCAAUUCAUAUGAUCCUUCUACAAACAAUAAGCUCCUUGAGUGCAUACAAGAUGCAACUGAGACUUGCAAUGCCUUUAGUCAUGAAAUUUGGAGGCGAUGUCUGGAUGCUAUGUUUGCUCUAUUUGCAGAAUAUCUGUCUAUAUCAGAGGAUGCAAUUUUUUUGGCUUUACACGAUCCUGUGACUGUUGAUAAUUUAUUCAACUUGCUAUGGGAGGAAUAUUCAAGAAAAUUUGCACUGAGACAUAUUUUGGACUUAAUAAAGUUACAUUCCUUAUCUGAAAAAGAUCAAGAGGCAAAGCUAGGAUUGUGUUUCAAGUAUUUUGAAACAUUUCCUUGUAUAAAGGAAUCAGAUCGAAAAUUUGGAAAGAAUAUUUGCAGAGAUUUGCUUGCAGGUGUGCGAGAUAUACUACAGACAAAUCCAACAUAUUAUCAGGAUCUAUUUCGUGAUGGGGAAUGCUUUCUUCACAUUGUAACAUUGCUAAAUGGGAACUUUGUAGAUGGACUUGGUGAACAACUAUGCUUGGAUGUUCUUCAAACUCUGCUAGCACUUCUUGCUGGCAAUGAAGCUUCCAAGGUUGCAUUCAGAUCACUUGUUGGCUUGGGUUACAAGACUCUAGAAAAGCUUCUUUUAGAUUGUUGUGAGGGACGACCGAGUCAGGAUCUCUUGAAUGCUCUUUUGGAUUUGCUUGUUGAUGGAAUUUUCAAUAUGCCAUCUUAUAUGACAAUACAGAAUGAGGAUGUGAUCACUCUGUUUUAUAACAUACUUCGACAGUGCAAUGAGAAAAUGCAGUGCAAUGGGCUUGAUACCUUCCUUUGUUUAUUAGAGGAGUCAACUGCCAAUUGCGCUUCUUGUGUUAGAGCAGGCUUGCUUAGUUUUCUAUUGGAUUGGUUUAGCACAGAGGAAAAUAGCACACUAAUUUCCAAAAUCGGACAGCUUAUACAAAUUAUUGGUGGACAUAGUAUUACUGGAAAAGAUAUUAGAAAGGUAUUUGCUCUUCUCCGGAGCACUGAGGAUGGAGCUAGGCCAAGUCAUAGCAGUUUGCUUUUGAAUACUGUUCAGGGGAUGUUGAAGGAUGAAGGGCCAGCUGUGUUUUUUGAACUCAAUGGCCGUGACUCGGGAAUUGAGAUAACAACACCUUUGCACUGGCCUUGCAACAGAGGUUUUACAUUUUCAUGCUGGGCCAGGGUAGAGAGCUUUCCAGGAAAUAAUGAAGUUAUGGGUUUAUUUAGCUUCCUCACUGAAACUGGAAAAGGAUGUACAGCGCUGCUUGAUGAGGAGAAACUCAUAAUAGAGACUGUGACUAUGAAACGACAAGCUGUGUCUCUGAGUAGCAAGUUGUCUCCUAAAAGGUGGUACUUCCUUUGCAUAACUCACAGUACUGGAAGGACAUUCUCUGGAGGGCAUACACUAAAAUACUACGUGGAUGCAGCUCUUGUUGGUAGUGAAAAAGUCAGAUACCCAAAAGUAACAGAGAAGUUGACACAAUGCACAAUCGGAGCUCGUACUCCCUUUCUUUCAGUCAGCGAAUUUGGUGAUGAAGUUAUUGCCCACAAACUCUCCUUGCCCUUCUGUGGGCAGCUAGGCCCAGUUUAUUUGUUUGAUGAAGUUCUUUCCUCCAACCAAGUUUUGGGCAUUUUCUCUCUUGGGCCAACCUACAUGUAUUCAUUUCUUGAUGCUGAAAGUGGACAUGUUCAAGAAAACAUUUUAACAUAUGGCAUCCUUGAUGCAAAGGAGGGUCUUGCUCCAAAAAUGGUUUUUGGGUUCAAUGCACAGGCCAGUUCCAGCAGAAGUUUGUUUGAUAUAUCACCAUUGUUGGAUCAAUCAAAGGAUCGAAGCUCAUAUACAGCAGUUAUCAUGGCAGGAACCCGCUUAUGUUACCGCCGAAUUCUACGUGACAUACUUGAUUGUGUUGGUGGUGUUUCUGUUUUUUUCCCCCUUCUUACACAACUGGACCAACCAAUUACACGGUCAUCUGUCCAUGGACAAGGAGACAUGAUAUAUCAUGGAUGUGGCUUUGGUGACCAUGUUGCAGCUGAAGUUAUUGAGCUCAUAGCUUCUGUAUUAGAUGGGAAUCUUGCAAAUCAACAAUUCAUGUGUAAUAUAUCUGGGUUUUCUAUACUCGGAUUCUUGCUCCAGUCAGUUUCUCCUCAGCACCUCACUAAUAGUGUUGUUUCAGCAUUAGGAAAUCUUUUGACUAUCAUUGGAAAAUAUGAAUCAGAUGCUUCUCAGAUGCUUGUGAAGAAUGCACUGCUGAGAAUAUACCUGAAUCCGCAUAUAUGGAUAUACACACAAUUUCUUGUUCAGAGGGAACUGUACAUGUUUCUUCUAAAUUAUUUUGAGAGGAACUUUUUAGUGCUAAGAGAUCUUGUUGGACUCCCAAAGAUUCUUGAUAUCAUACGUCAGUUUUAUUGGGACACCCCGAAGAGUCAUCGAGCUUUUGGAAACAAACCACUUUUGCAUCCUAUAACUAGAGAGAUAAUAGGAGAGCGACCCAGGCCGGAAGAAAUUAGUAAAAUCCGUCUUUUGCUGCUGAGCCUGGCUGAAAUGGUGUUGAGGCACUGUGUUUCAAGAUCUGAUGUAAAAGCUCUUGCUGCUUUCUUGGAUAAAAGUGAGGACUCAAAGUGCACUGAGGAUGUCUUACAUAUGGUGCUUCGACUUCUUUCUCAUAAGCCCUUUUUUUCAGCAUUUUUGGAGCAUGUCCAUGUUCUUGGGGGUUCUCAAAUUUUCUUAAAUAUUCUGAAACGACAAACAGAAGUUAUCAGGUUGCAAGGUUUGCAAGUUUUGGGAAGGAUUUUGGUUGGAACACCUAUUGAGAAAAAGGGCAUGCGCUUAUUUUCACUUGGAGGUGGGAGUGCAAAAUUUUCCACUGAGAAUCAGCAGAGGGACCAGUCAAAAUUUGAACCCAUUUUCGGUGCAAUUGCAGAUAGACUCUUGUCAUUUCCCUUCACAGAUGCUUUGUGUGCUACUCUAUUUGAUGUUCUUCUAGGUGGUGCUAGUCCUAAGCAGGUUUUGCAGAAAGCUCAUCAUCCACAGGAGCAAGGCGACAAGAAAACAUCAGCUGCUGCACCUUCAUCCCAUUUUGUCCUGCCUCAGAUAUUGGGAGUUAUUUUUAAAUUUAUUUUAAAUUGUCAAGACUUUGCAACAAGGGAGUGUAUAUUGACAGAUUUACAGAUGCUGCUUCAAGCAAAUCAGUCAAAUAUUGAUUCCUUGAUUUCAGAGUAUAUGUGGCAGGCCUGGUUCUUGCAAGUUUUGUCUGAUGACAAAAUAAAGGAACGUCAGAUUCUAGAGUCCAGUGAAGCUUAUAUUACACAAGAUAGUGAGAAAAUGCUAGUAAGAAAUACUUUUUGUAUUGUUCACUGUCACUGCAUAUGUAAUGUAAAAGGGGGAUGGCAUCACAUAGAGCAAACCGUGAAUUUCCUUCUCUUGUAUGUGGAACAGGCACAAGUUUCUGGAUUAACUCUUAUGCAUGAACUGCUGGAAGACUUGGUAAAAGAACUGCUUGACAUUGCUUUGAAGCAGACCAUAUUUGCUGUGCAACCUUGUCGUGAUAACACACUAUAUCUUCUCACGCUAAUUGAUGAGAUGCUAAUCAAAGACACUCUCAGUUCUUUACCCUUUCCUGGAAAUAGUUUGUCUGAGGAGCUAGUGGAUGAUGUUCAUGCUUUUGAAGGUUCUUAUCUGGCUGGGCCUUCUGAACAUUCAGGAAAAAUGCACGCUUUAGUUGAUGAUUUGAGUGGAAUUUCUGAUGGCAGAGGUAUUAAAAGGUCCUUGUCAAUGAACCAGUUGAGAGGUUGGCAGCAUUCUUCUAAUCAGGAAAUUGCCACAGAGGACCAUUGCUGGCACUUAUAUGACAAGGUUUGGACACUUAUAAGUGAGAUGAAUGGAAUGGGUCCAAGCAAGAGAUUCAUAGAAAGAACAACGGGUCCAUCUUUGGGUCAAAGAGCACGUGGUUUAGUAGAAUCUCUCAACAUACCAGCAGCGGAAAUGGCUGCAGCAGUUGUAUCAGGAGGACUUGCUGGAGUAGUGAACAUUAACACAAGUAAGGUUGCUGACAAAGCUAUCCGACUGCGAGGAGAAAAAUGGCCAAGGAUUCUCUUCCGACUGGUGUUACUGUAUGUUUACAAAGCUGAUCUGGGAGGAGCAUCUCGUUGUGCUCAACAAUUUGUAUCACUUCUUCCACGUCUCUUAUUAAAUGACAACGAGCAGAUAAAAAACAGGCUUCAACUCUUUAUUUGGUCCUUGCUUGAUGCAAGAGCACAAGUUGGGAGCCUUGAUGAUGGAGCCCGUUUUCAUGUGAUCUCUCAAUUGAUACGAGAAAGUGUAAGGCAUGGUAAGAGCAUGCUAGCUAUGAGUAUUGCUGACAGAGACAACUCAGAGGAUCCAAGCAGCAUGCUGAAUGAGACUGGAUCUGUUAACAGUUUACUGCAGAGAGAUAGAGUUGUUGCAGCGGUGAGAGAGGAAAUAAACUAUAUAAAAUCAUCCAUUUCAGAGCGCUUAAAGCAAGUGCAGGAACUUGGCAUGGAGGUAGAAGAGUUGUCUAAUUUGGAAUGCUUGCAGAAGAAACAGCUGGAGGAUGAGUUGCUAAGUAACAUGGGUGUGAUUUGUUCAAGUGAUGGAAAUCGUAGAGCUGCAUCACGGCUUUCUUACGAUGAAGAUCAACAAUCUGUAGCUGACAAAUGGUGCCAUAUGUGUAGGGAACUGACUGAUGAAAGAGGGCCAUGGUCAGCCACACCUUUCCCAAACAAUAAAUUGACACGGUGGAAGCUUGAUAAAACUGAAGAUCCAUGUCGACGAAGGAUGAAACUUAAAAGAAACUAUGUCUUUGAUGAACAACUUUGCCAUCCUCCAUCUACACUUGUGCAUGAUGAUUCUGAAACUGGCCAAAAUGUUGAUAACUCGAAUCCUGGCAUGGGGAUUAAUGUGCUGGGUGAAGUCAAAAGUUUCUUGCUCAAGGGUUUGCGUGGAAUCAGUGAGGAGGAAACUUUUGAUGCUCCAGGAAAUGAAGAAGAUGAGCCCUUAAAUGCUGAUUCAGCUCCCAGUGAAGUCAGUCCAGCAGUAGAUCUUGCUACUGAAUUUAUUGAUCACAAUGACAAGAAAGUAGAUGAUGAAGUUUCAGACAAUAGGCAGGAGCAGACAGGAAAAUUCUCAGAGGCAGGAGAAAAUGAGGUGCUUCUUUCAGUUUCUUGUGUUGUUAUUACACCGAAGAGGAAAAUGGCAGGGCACUUAGAUGUUAUGAAAGCUUCUUUGCAUUUCUAUGUUGAGUUUGUGGUGGAAGGAACAGGAGGAUCACGUGUUUUUAAUGGUCAAGGUGGUUUAAAUUAUCCUGAAAAUGCUGAAUCAUACCAUUUGGAAAGAGCUUCAAAACAAAAAACCUAUAAAAUCCAUGCUAAUGGAGAGGGCGAAAAGGGAAAUCCCAUGGAGAGACUUGAUCCUGUUCAACAACGGGCUUUCUCUGGGAAGCAAAUAAAAGAUGUUAAGCGGCAUAGGCGAUGGGAUCUCAGUAAGGUCAAAGCUGUCCAUUCUACUCGUUAUUUACUGCAAUAUACUGCAAUUGAAAUCUUCUUCAGUCAUUCAAUUUCUCCUGUCUUCUUGAAUUUUGCUUCACAAGACCAUGCAAAAGAUGCGGGGAAGCUGAUUGUCUCUUUGAGGAAUGAGAUAUCUUAUCCAAAAUUAAGUUCAAGAGGCAGAGAUGAGGUUAUUCAUUUCAUUGAUAAACGAUUAGCAAUUGAAAAGGCAGAAAGGGCAAGAGAUGACUGGCGAAGGCGAGAAAUAAGCAAUUUUGAAUAUUUAAUGAUUCUUAACACUCUCGCAGGGAGAUCUUAUAAUGAUCUAACGCAAUAUCCUGUUUUCCCAUGGAUCUUGGCUGAUUACACUUCUCAGAAUCUCGACUUCAACAAAUUGACAACAUUUCGUGACCUUUCCAAACCUGUUGGUGCUUUGGACACAAAAAGAUUCCAGGUCUUUGAAGAGCGGUACCAGAACUUUUUUGAUCCUGAUAUUCCUAGCUUUUAUUAUGGAUCUCAUUACUCAAGUUUGGGAAGUGUACUUUAUUAUCUACUGAGACUGGAGCCCUUUACAACACUUCAUCGUAAUUUGCAGGGAGGUAAAUUUGAUCAUGCAGAUCGACUUUUUCAUAGUAUAGCAGCUACAUAUGCAAAUUGCCUGUCCAACACUAGUGAUGUGAAGGAAUUGGUGCCAGAGUUUUUCUAUAUGCCAGAAUUUCUGACUAAUUCCAAUGAGUACCACCUUGGCGUAAAGCAGGAUGGUGAACUUAUUGGGGAAGUUUUGCUGCCUCCCUGGGCAAAGGAAUCACCUGAGGAAUUCAUAUUAAAAAACAGGGAGGCCCUUGAGAGUGAAUAUGUUAGUCUGAAUCUUCAUAAUUGGAUUGACCUAAUAUUUGGCUACAAGCAACGUGGCAAGCCAGCUAUAGAGGCUGCCAAUGUUUUCUACCAUUUAACUUAUGAAGGUGCAGUUGAUCUGAAAGUUAUGGAGGACCCAUUACAAAGGGCUGCAGUUGAAGAUCAAAUUGCAAAUUUUGGACAGACACCCAGCCAGCUUUUCCGUAAAAAGCAUCCUAAGCGAGGUCCGCCCUUGCCCAUUGCUCGCCCAUUAUACUAUGCACCUGGUUCUAUUACAUUGACUUCAGUACUUCCGGCACCAUUCCAACAGUCAUCUGUGAUAAUAUUUAUCGGUGUGAUAGACUCGACUGUUAUACUUGUCAGCCAGGAGCUUAUGAUGUCAGUGAAAAUGUGGCUAACACCACAAUUACAGGCUGGAGGCAACUUCACAUUUUCUUCAUCACAGGAGCCAUUUUUUGGUAUUGGCUCAGAUCUCGCUAUUUCUCGUAAGAUAUGUAGUCCUUUGGCUGAGAACCUUGAGCUUGGAUCGCAGUGUUUCGCCACUCUACAAGUUCGCUCAUCAAACUUUUUGCUGAGUUGUGGACAUUGGGAGAACAGUUUUAAAGUUAUAGCAUUGAAUGAUGGACGCACUGUUCAAAGUAUAAGGCAACACAAAGAAUUGGUUACAUGUGUUUCAGUGGCAACAGAUGGUAGCAUUGUGGUUACUGGCAGUCAUGACACAACGGUUAUGGUAUGGGAAGUGUUGCCAUCCACUAGAAUUGUCAACAAGAAAUCCCGAGAUGCUCUAUUGGUUCAAGAUCGUCGAAAAGAUCACAUAAUAUCAGAUAAGCCUUGCCAUAUUCUGUGUGGACACGAUGAUGCUGUCACCUGUGUUGGUGUUUCCGUUGAGCUCGAUCUUGUUGUGAGUGGAUCGAAAGAUUCAAGUUGCAUUUUGCAUACCUUACGGGAGGGUAGGUAUGUACGUUCUAUUCAUCAUCCAAAUGGAAGUACAUUGUCCAAGAUUGUUGUCUCACAACAUGGACGACUUGUGUUGUACUCUAAUGAUGAUCUCAAUCUUCUUCUCUAUUCCAUCAAUGGGAAGCUUCUUGCAACGUCUGAAUCAAAUGGCCGUGUCAAUUGUAUGCAUCUCAGCAGUUGUGGUGAAUUCUUAGUUUGUUCAGGUGAUAAAGGGCAGGUUAUAUUACGUUCAAUGCAUUCACUUGAAGUUCUGAAGCGAUAUGAUACAAUGGGAAGAGUCAUUGUGUCACUGUUGGUGACCCCAGAAGACUGCUUCUUAGUUGGAACUCAAGAUGGUAGUCUAUUAGUGUAUUCAUUAGAAAGUCAGCAGCGUAAGAAUAGCCUUCUUCAAAGUACAAAAUCACGAACAUUUGCAGCUGGGUAGAUGAGUUGAUUUUUAGUAUCAGAAAUUGGAUCUGGUAGCCAGUGUAGUUUUUCAACUAGCAAUUGCCUUCAGCUCCUCAAGAGGCCUUUGUGUGAUAGCAUACAUAAUGAAGGUAUGACGAGACAAAAGGGACCAAAAUUCUAUCUAAAUAACUCUCAUUCCAUCACAUGCCAGCUCUAUUGGCUUUUGUAUGUUAUAUAUUUUGCUGCAAUUUGAUUGGUGCAACAAUGAAACUCUAUGGAGAAUAAAUAAACCGGCACUGUUCUUUACUUGCAGAACAAAAUUGUCUUUUUCUGAGGAUGUGCAGCGUUUGCAGAUGUGGAACUUAUAUGGGGUCUACAGCACCAUGUCUUGAAAAGUUCUAAUCUGUUAUUGCACCUCGAUGCUACAUGAUUUUGAACUGGAAACUUAACUGAUACCUAAGGGAGAAUUUCACAUGAACUGUGGAUUAGCGGAUAUAUUUUGUCCAAUUCCUUUAAAAUAGAGAUAGUGGAAUUGCCAGAUUGAUGAGCGAUGACGAUAACUUUAUCAGAAUUGUUCUAACGACCAUGUGAACAUAAGUGUAUUCAACAUGUUCAUUAAAUCCAGGUUGCAACUAUCAGGUUACCUGCAUCCUUGUAAGUUCUGGGAAAAUGUAAUAAUAUAUUCUUUUUUUCUUGUUUAAUCAUGAAUUCUCCUUGAUGUUGAGAAGCUGUACAUUGUUAUCUGACAAGUUUUUACCUUUCUAAAAGGUAAUCUCACAGAGCAAAGUUAACUUGCAAUCUGUGCAGAUGAUGUAAGUAUUUCAUUCUUUUGAAGUUACAGAUAUCUGUUCAAGCUGAUGUAUUAUAAUUGUUCAAUCAAUGCUAUAUUAUUUUAAUUUAUGAUGACCCCUUAUAUUCA
Messenger RNA from Cryptomeria japonica (Japanese cedar), 11289 nucleotides. Its product is annotated as BEACH domain-containing protein B. The coding region runs from base 421 to 10407 and encodes 3328 amino acids. The transcript has 42 exons. Gene Ontology annotation, molecular function: protein binding. Lineage: Eukaryota; Viridiplantae; Streptophyta; Pinopsida; Cupressales; Cupressaceae. The record is from RefSeq and is a predicted model, not a curated record.